This is a messenger RNA of Pomacea canaliculata, 2500 nucleotides long. RefSeq lists its product as uncharacterized. Bases 1 to 1338 code for a protein of 445 amino acids. The record is from RefSeq and is a predicted model, not a curated record. Lineage: Eukaryota; Metazoa; Mollusca; Gastropoda; Architaenioglossa; Ampullariidae. The transcript has 4 exons.
AUGGUGCUGAAGGAAGUGGAGGACACCCAGCCUACCCCAGAGCGGGGGUCAGUCACAUCGUCGUCUGAGUUACGUCACCGAGAGACCAGUGGCAGCGACGAUGAGGUCGGUCAAACAGUUCCAGUGCUGACUGAGGCAGAGCCCAGUGACAGUCCUUCCAGACCGACACCUGCCAGCAAGAACCUUCAGAAGCCAUCUUACAGCCGCAUGAAAGAGUUGGAUAUGGCACGCUGUGUCGACAUCACAAGAUUUCCUCCAGCUCCCGGCCUUUCAGCUCGUCCAACAUCUCACACGCCGCACGCACACCGAUGUCGAGGCCGCUUACGUCAUCUUCCGACAGCUGUCCAGCUGUGUCGGUUACAGAAAGGCAGCUGGUCAGCUGUCCUGCUAUCCGGCGGUUGGGGUCUUGUGGACUGCAGCCUGGGGUCCAGGUUGUGGCGGCAGAGUCAGCGAUCCGUGAAGAGCAGGGUGGUGGAUGCGGACAGUGACGCUAAGCAUGACGGGAGUUCGCAGUCCUCUCAUUUUCUCGGCUCAGAGUCCUGCCUCUCCAAUAAUUUUCGAGCUUCCGAGGAUCCGAGCACGUCACUAAACGGGGCGUCCUUCGUUUCGGGGACGUCACCUGACAGACACGUGACAAAUAGCCUGUGUGUGACGUCAGAGAAGCAGUUGCAGUGCAGCCCGCAGUACUUCUACUUCCUGCCGGAGCCGAAGCUGCUGGUGUCGUCUCACUUGCCUGACGACCCUUGGUGGCAGCUCCUCCCUCGCGCGGUGAGUGACAGCGAGUUCCAUGCUGCCCUCCUGCUCAAGCCUCACUUUCAUUACAUGUCGGUGGAGCUGACGAAGCCCAAGGCUCUCCGUGAGACGGACCUCGAGGAGGGCACUGAGAUCGUGUGGAAGCUGAAGGGCGGUGGCCUCAGACGAUUUGCUUUCAGGCUCUUCUGUCCAGACGACAACAACAUUUCCGAAGAGCUCACCAGCUACGGAUUUCUGGAGAAUCUUCCAGGCCGAGGCGAGGUGCGCCUGAAGGUGGGUCCUCCCAAGUCAGGCCGUUACGUGUGUGAGGUGUACGGCGCUUACCUGCCGACACACGGCAAUCACAUGAUGCACAUGUGUUCUUUUGAACUUCAUUUCUCCCGCGCCGCAGCGUGCCCUCUGCAGUUUCCUCCCAACGAACGGCUGGAAUGGGGGCCCGGGGCAGAGUGCAUGGCCCUCGGGUUGCGGCCUCUGACGCACGAGCUGGGAAGCGUGCAUGUGGACGAUGGGCAGGCUGAGGUGGCCUUCCUAUGCUCGCAGCGUCUCCUAGUAACGCAGAAAAUCUCCUGUCGUCCAAUCGAAUGAGUCUCCUAGGGACCUGACCGGAAGUGUUGUGAACUUCAGGGACGGCGAAGGCAAACUGAGGAUCUUUCUCCGACUUCCAUCUCCAGGAGACUACGUGUUGAAGGUCUACGCAAAGCCAGAGUCCGCGUCCGGAAGAUGUCCGCUGGUCUGCACGUACCUGGUGCUCUGUGACUCGGGCUUACCCUGCCACAUCCGGGCCUUCCCACCUGUUCCCGGCGGCAAAGUUGGUCCAUCAAAAGCCUUCUACGACUUCGGCAUGACCGUGGUUUGUCCGCGCAGCACGUGCAUCGUCAUGGCGCCUUUCUCCGGAAAAGUUGCCUUCGUCUUCCACUGCCAGCGUCAGGACAUCGCCGAACUCUCGUGCGAACUGCAGCUGCAACCUGCCGACCAGCAACCUGCAGACCUGACAGAGUUUGUGCAGCAGUCGAGUCGUGGGAGGGAAACUUUUUUUCGCUUGCGCCUCCCAAACCCCGGCGACUACGUUUUUCAUCUCUACGGAAAGUCUUCGGAAGGUGAAGGGCACAAGUACCUCUUGUACUCGGCCAUCGUGGAAUGUUCUGUGCCGUGCAAAGAUAGCCUGCCCUUGCCAAGAAUUGCACCUUCCUGGCAGUCGAGGCUGGAGCUUCUAUCCCCGCUGAGAAAAUACUUGGUAAAGGGUUCCAUAACCAGUUCGCACUGCGAGCGCUUGGGUCAGGGACAUCGUCAUCGUGGGAAUGGGAACCGAGCAGAGUUUUGUCCCCGAAGAUGAUUUUACGAACGACAAGGAGUCGACGGAUCGAGAACAGCAGGAAGUAGAAGAACGGUGGAUUACAGACAAGGACAGACAAAUGGAAGAGGAUGAAAGAGUGAUAGAUGAGUCGAAACAUUCAGAGCGAUGUCGAAGAGCGAAGUGGAGAGUGAAUCAGAUGUGUGGACAACAUGGCGGUGUCGAGUGUCUGUCAGUGACGAGCAGGCGGGUUCCGCGAUGAACCUCUGUCUUCUAGACGAAGUUUCUGGAGGGUCGUAUGUCUGCGCAGCCAAGUUCGAGGUUAUUACCGAGAGGCGAAUGGAGGAGACACUUGACCGCCAGCAUCAGACGUGGACAUCAGCGGAGGAAGAGGGUCGCCGACGUCGUCCACGAGCGGGCUGCACGUGCAGGCGGCGCAGGACGCGGAACACGCCA